Molecule: messenger RNA, 2824 nt
Organism: Dimorphilus gyrociliatus
Lineage: Eukaryota; Metazoa; Annelida; Polychaeta; Dinophilidae
Source: the annotation of a GenBank genome assembly
GAAACGACUCGUCUGCUCCAUGGCAACGGUAAAAGACCGCUCAAGCCAACACUGAAUUUGUUAUUUCCCUAACAUAACAUGGGUAAAAAGAUUAAAAAAGACGACAAAUCCCCACCAUCUGACGUUUUUGAACCUGUCCAAGUAGACGCAAAGGAAGCCAAGACAGGUGUUUUGCUUUUAAAAUCAGAAGAAGAAGAUGUUGUUGCUAAAGCUGCCCUUUCUCUGUAUAAAUUUGCGGAUAAAAGCGAAGAAAAUAAAGCUACACUACUUGAAUUAAGUGCAGCUGAGGAACUAUUAAAGUUGAUCAGUCAUAUAGAUCCGAUAGUUAAGAGGAAUAGUAUGAUGGCUUUAGGAACUAUGGCUGCUCAUCCAAAUGUUCGGAGAUAUCUUCGUCAAACUGAAGGAGCUACAUCUACCAUUGUCAAUCUUUUAUCUCCCGAAGAAUCUAUUGUGGUACAUGAAUUUGCAUCUCUGUGCUUAUGUGCGAUGUCGCAGGAAUAUACAUCAAAAGCUGAAAUUAUUAAAAGUGGAGGAAUAGAACAUUUAGUUCGCCUUUUGGGAGUUUCUGAUCCUGAUGUAAUAAAAAAUUCCAUUGAAACUCUGACCCUUCUUCUUCAGGACUACAGUGCCACUUCAUUAAUAAGAGAAGCAGGAGGUUUACCUGCUCUAUUGGAACUUUUAAAAUCAGAAUAUCCCGUAAUUCAGCAUUUCUCUCUUGUUGCUAUUGAGAGAGUUUCCGCCGAGGCAACUAGUAGAGCUGAAUUAAGAGAAUUAGAAGCUCCUAGUCUCCUCGUUAACUUAGUUGGAAUUCCCGAUCUAAGCGAUCUUCAUGUGUUUGCUAUUUCGGCUCUUUCAGUCCUUCUUAUUGAUACCGAGACAGCAACAAAAAUGCUGGAAAACAAUGCCUUAAGAAGACUUUUAGCUUUUAUUGAAGAUACUAACGCUCCGGAAGAUGAAAGCGGUGGAAAAGAGAGUGGGAAAGGCAAGAAAGGAGGUAAAGCUUCGGAUGGCAGAUCUAGUAAGAAAGGAAAAAAGAAAGACAAGGACAGAGCAGAUUCUGCCCUCCCACCAUCGGCCACUCAGCCAGUUAUACCGACAUUGCCGCAUGUAAAAGAACAUGCAGCUAGAGCAAUCGCUCGAUCUGCUCAGUCAGAUGCUGAUAUAAGAAGGAUUCUCCACGAAGCUCAAGUUGAGAAAUUGUUUAUAACACUAUUAACCAAUGAAGUUUGGUCGGUUCAAGUGGCAGGUGCUCAAGGUUUAUCGGCGAUCUCAGAAUCAGUAAUUUCAAGACAAUCGGCUGGUGAAUUUGGAGCUAUCGAAAUUUUGUGCAAAUUACUAGCAAACGAAAAGAAUGAGGUUAGAGAAGCUUCGGCAACUGCACUCUCCCGUCUAACUUUAUCUGUUCCGGCCAAUUGCUCUAUUGUUGCUAAGCAUGGAAUCGAUAAUCUUAUUAAACUACUUCUGGACGAUAGUUCUACUGAAACAACUCUUUGUAGCGCUUGCGUUACAAUGACAAACUUAUCUAAAGACGAAAAGUCUCGAAGCGAUAUGACUUCACAUGGAGCAAUUGGAGCCUUGAUAAAAAGAUUGAAAUCGCCGUCAUGUUCUGUUCAGAAUCGGGUUGCUCAUUGUUUGGCAGCUCUUUGUACUGACUUUGAUGCACGAGAAAAAUUCAAAGAAGAAGAUGGCUUUGAAUCUCUUCAACAACUCCUCUAUUCUAAUGAUGAUGAUGUCAGAAGGUCAGUAAGCUGGGCAGUUUCGGUUUUGGCUCAAGAUGAUGAAUGUGCAAAUACUUUUGGAGGUUUAGGAACAGUAGAUACUCUACAAGAUAUGCUAGAAUCAAAGACGAGAAAGAACGCUUUUACACAAGCAGCUUUGGACGGCCUCUUGCGACGUCAUCUUCCUGCUAAAUGGGCUUUAAAUAAUCGCCUUGAUUUUAAUGAUACAAUAAUCGAUGGCUUCUACGAUGUUGGUAAAAAAGCAAAAAAUUCAAGAAAGUUAUGUCCUCCCCUUAGUUUCUUUUUGCGCGAACCAGUUCUUGCUGAAAACAAACCGAUAAUUUUAAUAAAUGCAGUUCCUGCAAAGCCUCCAACUCCCCCUCCAGUAGUUGAAGAAACUCCAGAAAAAGGUUCCUCUAAGGGAAGGAAGAAGGAAUCAAGAUCGUCAAAGGGUAAACAAAAGGCACAAAAAGAGAAGGAAGAAGAGCAAGAAGAACCAUCUCCGGAAGUAAGAAGUAUAGUUUCAUCCUCUGAUCCAGAGAUUCCGGGAGAUGAUCGCUUAUGCGACUAUUUGAGACAUGUUCAAGAACGAAUAAACCCGUUACCUACCACAAAAGAUCAGGUUACAGCUUUGGCUAGGUAUGUUGCCGAUUGUAUGGGAGGAGCGACAGAUAAUGUAGAUAAUAUUCCUUGGGAGUUAUCAAUCAAUACUUUAAGGCAGAACCUUCAAUCAAACAUCAUUCCGAUAGGACUAAUUCAAAAAGGAAUAUUUCAUCACAGAGCUCUCUUAUUUAAAGUAUUAGCAGAUCGUCUUGGAAUAAAAACGUCGUUACAUAGAGCUGACUACAACAGAGCUUGGAACGAAGUGGCACUAGUAGAAGACGAAAAUGGAAAGUACCCUCCAGUCUUAUUUAUGGUAGAUUUGAUUACACUUCCAGGUAGGUUAAUGAGAUACGAUUCAUUGGAAGCUCGAGACUACAUAUCUCUACCGAGUGCUUUAAAAAGUAACUGACUCACUGAUGCAUUAACUUUUUAAUUAUUAAUAAUAAAAGUAUAAUAAUUAAAUACAGAUAUGAUAAAACACAAAUUUUUUAAAUUCUAUCAAG